CGCAGAAAUUUGGUUGAAGAGUCUUUAGAACUCCAGGAGGAGCCACGCCAAAUAUAUCAUAUCAUUGUUCGAACCAACUCCUUUGUAUUCGCUCGAUCAUUUGACUGAGAGGCGAUGCCCGCGUUUCAUCGGGCCGUUACGGCUAUUUCGCGGCAGGCGGUCUUCAGAGGUGCGCAACGUCAAUAUGUUGUUGCACGUUCUAUCAGUGCCUCAGCAUUGAAGUCCGCCAUUGCUCAUCCCAUUACUACUCAUGGCCCCCCACCUAAGGCCCCUUCACCUACAUCUGCCAAUCCAGAGCUACUACAGCAAGAUGCGGCCUUGUACCAGAAAACCGAGAAAAGUCCGCUACCAGGAAAACCAUCUGUGCUCAAGAAGCGAUUCUGGAAGAAUGUUGAUGUCAAGCAGAAGCCAGAUGGGGACUAUCAGGUCCUGCUAGACACACGCCCUAUUCGGACACCUUCCAAAGACGUUUUAUCCAUACCGUCAACGAAGCCAUAUCUUGCACAUGCGAUCGCGCUGGAGUGGGAUGUCAUGACCACUGCCCAGCAAGCGCUAAAGAACCACCUCAUCCCUCUAACUUCUCUGACCGCCCGUGCAGCGGAUAUUGCCGCAGAAGAUGCUCGAGGCGAAACUACCACGAGAGAUCAAAUAUUGAAAACAGCGAUGCGGUAUUUGGAAACGGACACCCUGUUGUGUUGGGUGCCGGAGCAGAACGCUUACGCUGCUGAUGAAGUGGAUGCCGAUGGGAAGAAACCGGAAAGCCUCCGAGAGGCCCAAAUUCGGGUCGCUCAAGAUACAAUUGCCUUCUUGAGCACCAAAGUAUGGCCCGGUGUGGACAUCCAGCCUAUCCUCGACACCGAUAGCAUAUUACCAGCCUCUCAGCCUCAGGCUACAAAGGACAUUAUUCUGCAGUGGAUUUCUGGUCUGCAGGCCUACGAUCUGGCUGGACUGGAGAGAGGAAUACUGGCCGCAAAGAGCUUGUUGAUUGCAGUCCGUCUGGUCGCUGAAUGGAGUGAGACGUUCCGAGAGGUGCAACGACCGGGCCGCGAGAGGUUCGGCAUUGAGGAAGCAGCGGAGGCAUCCAGCCUAGAAGUCAGGUGGCAGACUGAUAUGUGGGGAGAGGUUGAAGAUACCCAUGAUGUCGACAAGGAAGAUUUGAAGCGCCAGCUCGGCAGCGUCAUUGUAUUGGUUAGUGGAGAGACGAGGUGACUGUUCUAAUGCAUUUCAUUGGAACCAAGCCAGCGGGACCACACAUUCUGUACAAUAUAUGUCAACAGAGAUUUCUGUCUCUGUUUUAUUAGAG
Messenger RNA from Aspergillus costaricaensis CBS 115574, 1303 nucleotides. RefSeq names its product ATP synthase complex assembly protein ATP12. The record is from RefSeq and is a predicted model, not a curated record. The transcript has 2 exons. Bases 115 to 1209 code for a protein of 364 amino acids. Gene Ontology annotation, cellular component: mitochondrion. Lineage: Eukaryota; Fungi; Ascomycota; Eurotiomycetes; Eurotiales; Aspergillaceae. Gene Ontology annotation, biological process: mitochondrial proton-transporting ATP synthase complex assembly.